AUGUCUGUGCUUGAGUUACUGUCCUCCAAGCUGUUCUGGGUUCGAGUCGCUGCACUGCUCUUCUCUUGUGUUGCAUUUGGUGUUCAAAAGAUAGGAGCCUUUCUGCCCAAGGGUAGUCCCUAUGACUGGUGCAUGUUCUGCUGGAUGUUCAGCUUCACCUGUACCCUGAUCGUUCUGCUGGUGGACCUGUGCAGGAUCCACACCUGGAUUCCCAUGUCCUGGACAAAUUUCCCCAUCACUGUCGCCUGCUAUGCAGCCCUCUUCUGUCUGUCAGCGUCAGUCAUCUUCCCACUGUUUUUCCUCAGGAACAAGACAUACUUAAACAGCAAGAUCAAGGACUAUUGCAUUAUCUCCACAGUCUUCUCCUGUCUGGCAACAGUGGCCUACUUGGGAGAGGUGAUCCUGUUCAAAGCCAGUUCCAGGGAGGAGGCAGGUUACAUGGCCUCAGCUCCAGGAAUGAUAAAAGUGUGCCAGACCUUUGUGGCCUGUGUGAUUUUCCUAGUGAAAAACCUUAUGUCAUGUGGAGAUCUUCCUCCUUCUCUACAGUGGUGCAUGGCUGUGUACUGCAUCUGCUUCAUCCUCUCCAUGGCUGUGGUGUUGAUGUUUGUGUGGGACUGCACCAUCCACCUUCCCAGUAUGUUUCCCAAGCUCCUGUCAGGACACGGAUUCCUUAGCUUUGUCAUGUAUUUGUCCGCCACCAUCCUCUGGCCUAUGUAUCAGUUUAAUGACCAGUAUGAGGACAGAGAUUACAGCAACAAGAUGGCCGUGGCUGUGUUUACCUGCCUCAACCUUCUGCUGUACAUAGCUGACCUGGCAUACUCUACCAAAGUCGUCUUCAUCGACAUUAGCAAUGCUGACAACUGAAAUUAAUUAGCAAAAUAUAAAGUUUGAAUAAGUGAAUUAUUCUGUCAAGGACUCCUUCCAUUGCACAUUUCCCUUUGCUUUGCCCCGCCCUCGUAAUUCCUGACCAAUGACUGAAGAUAUCUUUAGUUAUGUUUUGAAUGCAAACCAUAUUAAAGGUCCAGGACUUUUGGACCAAAUUAAGCAUUACACUGUUUCUAUUGUCAACGUUAUAAUUAAUAUGACUUCUUAUUAAACUCUAUGUGACGUGAAGCUGAACGUGGAGAGAAGCUGAUGGUUAUGACUGUUUUUUUUUUUUUUUGUCUCUUCAUGACACUGAUUGUCAAAAAAGUGUUUGAGUUGUUUUAUGGCAUAAUCAGUGGACCUUCUGUAACUUACUUUCGUGGUUUCUUUGUGAUAUGAUUCUCUUUAACACAGUUUAGUAGAGCCCCUUAAGUAAACAUGUCUGUACACCGGAGAUAAGCAGUAGUUUCAUUUUGAAUCACGCUCAUUUAUCCGCCUGUUUUUUUAUGACAGUUUUAUCAUGUUUGAAAUGAUCUAAAGUUUCAAGUUUAUCCAAUUAAAGUUUCAGUAUUAAACCCAGAAACUGGAUUCAUUUACAGAAUUUGUUGUUGUCAUGAACUGAAACAAAAACUGGAGGAUUUAAACAGAAUACUGAGACAUAUUUAAACUCAAGUACUGUGAAUGUUAUUUGAGUUAUCUAUUCUGAAGCAAGACCGUCAUAAACCAGACAAUGUUUGAUCA
Messenger RNA from Oryzias melastigma (Indian medaka), 1605 nucleotides. Its product is annotated as myeloid-associated differentiation marker-like. The record is from RefSeq and is a predicted model, not a curated record. NCBI's taxonomy places the organism in Eukaryota, Metazoa, Chordata, Actinopteri, Beloniformes, Adrianichthyidae. Gene Ontology annotation, cellular component: membrane. The coding region runs from base 1 to 864 and encodes 287 amino acids. The transcript has a single exon.